UGGGAUGGCGACCCUGGGAGGUUGGGACUGGGAUCCCCGAGAAGGCAGGUGGGAGCAGGUGGAGGAGGAAGGAGAGCCAAGUGGACACAAAGGGGAAGCCGGACUUUGGGCGAGCGGGGGUCGCCAAGUCAUCGGGAGCCGAGGGACUCGCCAUCCCCGGCCUCUGAGCAAUCCACAUGCAAAGACUGUCUGUGACCCAGCUUCCAGCCUGCUGAAACAUGGAGAGGAAAAUGCCAUCCCGAGAGAGCCCUCGAAGACUCUCUGCCAAGCCAGGCCGAGGCCCAGAGAAUAAAAGAGUCACUCGGCCGCUCGGUGUGGUGGCUGCCGACUCAGACAAGGACUCCGGCUUUUCAGAUGGGAGCUCAGAAUGCUUGAGCUCCGCAGAGCAGAUGGAGUCAGAGGACAUGCUGAGUGCCUUGGGCUGGAGCCGGGAGGACAGGCCGAGGCCAAGCUCCAAAGCUGCAAACAGUGCCUUCCCUGCACUGUCCUCUAUGGUGGUCAUGAAGAACGUGCUGGUCAAGCAGGGCAGCAGCAGUUCAUCCCAGCUCCAGUCCUGGACUGUCCGGCCCUCCUUUGAGCUGAUCUCAGCACAACCACAGCUCUUCGUCCUUCAUCCUCCGGUACCGUCUCCUGUCAGCCCGUGCCAGACUGGUGAGAAAAAGUCCGACUCCAGAAACUACUUGCCCAUUCUAAACUCUUACACCAAAAUAGCCCCCCACCCAGGCAAAAGGAGCCUUUCCCUCAGCUCCGAAGAAAGAGGAGCAGGUGGGAUACCGAAGAAAGUCUGCACCGAGAGACUGGGGCCAGGUCUGUCUUCCAGCGAGCCAGCCAAGCCUGGCCCCGCGCUCUCCAGUCCUUCCACCCCAGCCCCGCCCAGCUCCAAACCCACCGAGGACCCAGCUCUGCAGGGAGUGCCCUCCCUGGGGGCUGGCGGGAGUCCACAGACCCUUCAGCCGGUGUCCAGCAGUCACGUGGCUAAAGCCCCCAGUCUGACCUUUGCCUCGCCCGCCAGUCCGGUGUGCGCGGCAGACAGCACUCUGCACGGCUUGGAGAGCAGCCCCCCGCUCUCGCCGCUGUCAGCCAGCUACAGCUCGCCGCCGCCGCCGCCGCUGUGGGCCGCCGCCGAGCACCUCUGCCGCAGCCCAGACAUCUUUGCGGAGCAGAGGCAGAACAAGCACAGGCGCUUCCAGAACACCUUAGUGGUCCUCCACAAGUCGGGUCUGCUGGAGAUCACCCUGAAAACCAAGGAGCUGAUUCGUCAGAACCAAGCUACCCAGGUGGAACUAGACCAGCUGAAGGAGCAAACCCGGAUGUUUAUAGAGGCCACCAAGAGCAGGGCACCUCAGGCGUGGGCCAAGUUGCAGGCAUCACUAACGUCUGGGUCCAGUCAUUCGGGCAGUGACCUAGAUGCAUUGUCUGAUCACCCAGACAUAUAGCACAGAGGCGUUCCUCAGUUAUUUGAGUGGUUCUCUCAACUCUUUUGCUAUUACUACCUACACUUGGUGUCCACAGCCUGUUGAAGAGCUUUUCUUUCUAAACUCACUCACAAAGCCACGUGCCAGCCCCUGGCUGCCAUCUUAAUCUGUGGUUUGUGCACAGGUUAAGUGUGUUUAUGUUCCUCAGAGGACCUUCAGUUGGGAGUAUCUGUGAGUCCCUUUCCCUUAGCCUGCAGGAAAGAUGACUACUGUGUGGGUCUCUUCCAGCUUCCCCCUCACUAUCCAUGAUCCAAGGCCCAGUGAUAUGGAUGAGCGCACACUUGUCAAACCAAGGAGUGGGUGACCUAAAGAGUCUUCUUGGCCCUCCCUCAAGCAUCUUAGUCACAGCGAAAAAGAAGAGACUGUGUUUGUAUUCUACCAGGCAUCAUGCCAGUUGGGCAAAACCUAAAAUGCUCUGGGCACAGGUUGUGCCUGGGUGCAAGCAUUUAAUCACGUAAGGCUUUGAGUCUUAUACUUGGAAGUUAAGGGAGAAAGGGCAGAGCCAUCUGACUCACUGAUCACACACCAGAUCUCACACAAGUGGGCAAAUACUUCAGAUUUUUAAAGUAUAGACUUGGGUUCAGUACCAUCUGGAAUUGUAGUUGAUGAAUUGCUUUUUGAUUAAAGGGUCAGAGAAAGCCAGCAUUUUUUUUUUUUUUGUCACUAGCUGGAAAGUUUUGUUAAUUCAUGCUUGAAAUAGCACAACCUGUCUUACAUCUAAAAAGCCUGAGACAGGACUGCAAGAUGGCUCAGUGAGUACGUGCUUGCUGCCAAGCCAGAUGACCUGAAUUCGAUCCCUGAACCCACACGGUGGGAGGGGAGAACAGGCACUGCAGUCAGUCCAUCCUGUGCGUACACACACACACACACACGCACGCACGCACGCGCACACACACACACACACACGCACGCACGCACGCACGCAACAUGCAUGAUACAUAAAUGAACAUAAGAUUAAAAACAAGCCACCAUCAACAUUAAAACAAUCAAAAGCUUGAGGUGGCUUUGGUGGGUCCUCAGAGUCUGGCCUAAGUUUCCUCUGCUGUCUCUGGUCUGUACCUCACCCAGCUGUUGUAGGAGGGAAGGAGACUGUGCUUAGACCUUUUGAAUUAAGGAAAACCCUGAGGCUAGAACAAGGCCACGGAGUCAGGAAGGCUCCUUCCCUGUUCACGUCUGAGUUCUCACCCAUCCCCUGUGGUGAUGGGGAGCCACUGUGGAGGUCUUGUGUCUUGUGUUAGAUGUGGCAGGAGAGCAGAGGUGUGGUGUCCCUCUCAGGGGCUGGCCUUAGGACGGAGAAUGUGAGACACAUUCUUUUUAGCUUCCCUGUGCUGGUAACUAAAAUCUAAACAGUAAAGACUCAAAGGGUUGUAUCCGCUUGUUUACAAUCUUCAUCCUCCUGAAAAGCUUUGUUUUUCACAAAUUAACUUGGUUUCAUGACCAGCAAGCAUCUUCCUGCAGAGAGAAUGCUCAUGGGCUUUACUAGGUCCAGAGUUAAGGGUCACAUCUGUUAGGGAGUGGUUGUAAUUCUAACAUAGUUUAAAAAUUGUAAGACUCAGGUUGACUCUACUGUGUUCAUGAAGACAUACGAUUUGGAUAUGACUGGUUGAAAAGAUAAUCAGCUUGGUAAAAUCUCUCUACUCUCUGGUCAACACAGAAUUAUUACCUGGCAUUUGCUUUCUGAAAGAGUCCCCCAAUGAGAGCCAGUGCCCUGGGCAGACUCAGCUGCCUGCGAUACGCUUCCCUGAGUCCGUGUGGUCGCAUAGCUGCUCCACUCUCACUCCACUAGGAAGCUUCCCUCUUUGGCACACUGUUUGGCAGGAAAGCUGUAGAGACAGGUGCAGUCAGAGCAGCCUGGGCACCAGCCACAAGUUUUACCGAACGUCAGAAGGCUGGAAGCACUUGCUGAGAACCAAAUGUGCUCCAUUGGAAAAGCCCUCUGUGGAGCUGUAAGCCUCUUGGACUCUUCCUCCUAGAUAUGGGUUUUCGUUUCCCUUCUAUCCCCAUAAAAGAUGAUGAAAGCCACCAUAGAUCUUCGCUGCUGAGUGGCAGAGAGGGUUAGCACUCUCCAGUCACCGCUCCUCCGUGAUCUUAGAGCCAUGGCUGCAAGUCCCUAGGCUGUUAGCAUAGUGUUCUCUUCCUGGUGGAGCUGGAAGCAGAUGGACUCCAGUAGAGAAGCUAGAUCUUAGAAGGAGCAAUCCUUGGAGGUCAGAGGCUAGACCAGCAUUUGGAGGAAGCCUGGAGUGGACCGGAAAGAUCUACAUUGGUUGCCCAAAGCUGUAAGUAGCAAUGGCCUUAGUGGUGCAUGCUCUAAGUCCUUCUGAAGCAUUGUGCAGGGCUGUGAGAAGUGUAGCUCAGUCCAGCCCAUAGGAGACCCUUUGUCAGGUUGGAUUGGCAACAUCGGAACACCUUUAGAAAGGUUCCUGAUUGAAUUGGUUAUAGAAUUUAACGUUUGUAAUUUACUACGCUGUUUUAUCGAUUAUAGUAUUGUCUGACUUCUUCUCUAGUGUGAUUCCUUCAGCACACACGUUACUCUUGCACAUGUACUUAAGUGGGUUUUUUUUCAGCCACAACCUCUUAGGGUAGAGACUAUUUACCAAAUGUGAAUUCUUUUAAGAAAGUGUGAAGUUAUGUAGAAAUUGACUGUGAAAUGUCAGCGGGGGAAAAAAAAUAAAAGUCACUUACUUGAAAACUA
Peromyscus leucopus (white-footed mouse) is the source of this 4167-nucleotide messenger RNA. It is a transcript of the gene Cipc, whose product is annotated as CLOCK interacting pacemaker. The record is from RefSeq and is a predicted model, not a curated record. Lineage: Eukaryota; Metazoa; Chordata; Mammalia; Rodentia; Cricetidae. The transcript is spliced from 4 exons. Gene Ontology annotation, cellular component: nucleus. The coding region runs from base 219 to 1436 and encodes 405 amino acids. Gene Ontology annotation, biological process: negative regulation of circadian rhythm; negative regulation of DNA-templated transcription.